Camponotus floridanus (Florida carpenter ant) is the source of this 895-nucleotide messenger RNA. Its product is annotated as methyltransferase-like 26. The transcript is spliced from 3 exons. The coding region runs from base 209 to 880 and encodes 223 amino acids. The record is from RefSeq and is a predicted model, not a curated record. NCBI's taxonomy places the organism in Eukaryota, Metazoa, Arthropoda, Insecta, Hymenoptera, Formicidae.
AUUAGGAUAAUUAUACAUAUAUUAAUUGUAUAUAGGUGUACGACUGUUGUGUGACUAUCUUUUCUUGAUUAUACAAAUUUGACCAUUUUACAUUAUAAUUGCGCGUUUACUGGGCACAACAUCAUCAGCAAUAGGACUAAUAAGUUGGGAUAUGUGCAAUCUCUCUUUGAUAUAAAUCCAAAUAGUAAUGUCACAAUUAGCAUGAGAAAUGAAUAUCAUUCAUUACACUGUUAAUCACAGGUCGGAAACUAUGGCUGCUAAAAAGCUCGUUUAUCCUGCGGCAAACCGUAAUAAGGAUCCUAUAUUAUCAGUUUUGAAACGAUACAUCCAACGCGGUACCAAUCAGACUUUGCUGGAAAUAUCCUCCGGUUCGGGACAACAUGUGGCGCAUUUCGCUCCGCAUUUUCCACAUGUCACGUUUUAUCCCUCAGAGUACGAGCCACGACUUCUGGAAAGCAUUGCCGCAUACGCAAACGAAUAUUCAAAUAUAAAAUAUCCCCUAAGAAUUGAUGUCACCACGGACUACCGAUUGUGGGGUAAUGGUAUCUUCAAGCCGAACAGCUUGGAAUACGUAUAUAACGCAAAUAUGAUGCAUAUUGCACCGUUUGAGUGCACCAUCGGUUUAUUUACUAAUGUGGGACAAUUGCUGAAACCAAACGGAUUGUUAAUUACAUACGGACCGUAUGCCUUUAAUGGUCAGAUUACACCGCUGAGCAAUGUAAAUUUCGACAAAUCUUUGAGAUCACAGGAUCCGAGUUGGGGUUUACGAGAUGUAAGCGAGUUGAAAAAGUUAGCUGAGAUAAAUGAUAUUAAAUUAAUCGAAAUUGUGGAUAUGCCCGCUAAUAAUAAAACGAUAAUUUGGAGAAAAAAUAUGCAUUAGUAAGAAUCGAAAAUG